AUGCCUGCCUUUCGGCAAGUGGGAGAGAAGCAGCUUCCAAACCUCGUUGUUUGUAUGGCAUGGUCUCCAAAAAGGGAUCUGAUUGCUCUGGCCAACACAAAUGGAGAGCGUGUUUGGAGCUUACCACCCUGUGAAAGUACUGGAAAGGAGAUCACUGCCCUCUUCUGGAGACCUGAUGGCAAAAUACUAGCCUUCAGUCUCGGUGACACCAAGCAGGUGGUCCUUUGUGGUGUUGAGAAAGCUGAGAUCCUCCACAUGUUUCAGAUGCAAAGCCCUGUAACGUGCAUGAACUGGAUGGAGGUAACGGAGGACAACAGUGUCCUCAGCUCAUUUUACAGUUCAGAAGAUGAAUCCAAACUUUUCCUUCCUAAAUUACCAACACUACCCAAAAGCUACAGCACAACUUUGAAGAUUUUUAGUGAGGAGAAGUCUGAUGAGAUACUAAACCUGUUUGGAGAAGUUAGGCUGAACAUACUUGUUCUUGGAGGAGAAAGCGGCUUUGUGGAACUUUAUGCUUAUGGCAUGUACAAGAUUGCAACUUUAAGCGGAGUUUCAGGGACAUGUCAGAGUCUGAGUCUGUCCAGUGACCUCAAGUCUCUGUCUGUCAUCACAAAAGUCAGGUCUGCUGACAACAGAGCAGAGAUCUGCUACAUCCAGCUGGACACAAGCUUGUUGUCAGACUGUCUGCCUGAACUCACCAGGAUGGCACGCAAGUUCACCCACAUCUCCACCCUGCUGCAGUACCUGCACCUCUCACUUACCUGCAUGUGUGAAGCAUGGGAGGACAUCCUGAUGCAGAUGGAUCUUCGUCUCACCAAGUUUGUUCAGGAAAAAAACACAAGCACCCAAGUCCAAGAUGAGUUUUUGGAGCUCCUGCUUUGGGGACAAUCAAGCCCUGAACUACAGGCUCUUCUCAUGAACCAGUUGACUGUCAAGGGCCUGAAAAAACUCGGUCAGUCCAUUGAGUCUUCUUACUCCAGCAUUCAGAAGCUUGUGAUCAGCCACCUGCAGAGCGGCUCAGAGGCUCUGCUGUAUCACCUUAGCGAGGUGAGAGGAAUGUCUUUAUGGAAGCAAAAGUUUGAGCGUCUCGGUUUGGAUUCAGAUGCAAUUGAUGGUGCCAUCACAGCUGUGGGCUCUUUCUCUCUCAAAGCCAAUGAACUUCUGCAGGUGAUUGACAAGAGUAUGAAAAACUUCAAAGCCUUUUUUCGGUGGCUGUAUGUGGCAAUGCUAAGAAUGUGUGAUGAACAUGUACCACCAGAGCUAAACAAGAUGACUCAGAAGGACAUUGCCUUUGUUGCCGAUUUCCUGUCUGAGCAUUUUAGUGAGAAUGAGGAACUUUUUAAUCGUAAGGGAAAGUACUUUAAUGUGGAGCGAGUUGGUCAGUACCUUAAAGACGAGGAUGAAGACCUUGUGUCGCCACCCAACACAACGGAGAACCAGUGGCUGAAGUUUUUACAACAGAGCACAUAUCUGAAGGAGAGUCCUUUGGUGUUUCCAUCAUAUCCCCAGAAGUCUUUGCACUUUGUCAAGAAGAUGAUGGAGACUGUGAUCGAACAGUGCCUACAGGAACCCUCUGAAGUAAUUGGAAAAUCAGUAAAACAGGCGGUCUUUUUGCCUUUGUACACCAUGCCAGAGAAGAUGGAAAACACUCCACGAUUUUUUGAACUUCCAUCUUUGUGGAAUGAUAAAAAAGCCAAAACACACUGUGUUGUGUUCUGCAUGCCAGAGGUCUCACCAUCCAGACUCUACAUAUUAAAGAAGGGAACCGAUUCGAACAGACACAUUCCAAACAGUUUGAUGUGUGUUGACCUCAGCCAUUAUCUUGACGAUACAGAUGGGGACGGUGCUGCAGCCCAGUCUCAGUGUGUCUUCAGCUGCCUGGAUGCUUGUUUUUAUGACAAUGAAAUGCUAACAGUGGUUCUGCAAGGACCGGAGAAACUAAACAGCAGAUGUGUCCUGGCUCAGCUUCCUCUUGCCUCAACCUUAAGCUGUGAAACUGAAGUUAGCCUGGACCCCAAUGUGAGAUUGGACCAGCAGUGCAGUGCCAUCCCCUGCCAGGGUAUGAUGUUGGGGAAUCAGUGGCGUGAACUGGAAAACAUGAAGGCUCAGUUUGUUGCUGUCAAUGGAAUCCGUAAAGUGGCCUGUGUGCUAAGUUCCAAUUUAAGACACAUUCGUGUUUUUGAGAUGGAUGUAGAAGAUGAGGACGACGAGGGCGUUGACUCACAGAACGUCAGCACUGACCAAGAUGGUCUGGAAACUACUGUAAUCAGCCAAGGGCCAGCAGAGGAAAGUUUGGAGUUUGAAGGGGAAGCUAAAGAGCAAGAAAGAGAUGUGUUUCAGAAAACUGUGGAGCACCUUAAGUCGGAGGAAGCCCUGUGAACGCUGAUUUAAACUAACGAGCACCACCUCCUCAACCCCCUAAAAAAUAAAUUAACGUUUGAAAUAA
Molecule: messenger RNA, 2446 nt
Organism: Nematolebias whitei (Rio pearlfish)
Lineage: Eukaryota; Metazoa; Chordata; Actinopteri; Cyprinodontiformes; Rivulidae
Gene: anapc4
Product: anaphase promoting complex subunit 4
Exons: 27
Coding region: 1-2379 (792 amino acids)
Biological process (GO): protein K11-linked ubiquitination; positive regulation of mitotic metaphase/anaphase transition; anaphase-promoting complex-dependent catabolic process
Cellular component (GO): nuclear periphery; anaphase-promoting complex
Molecular function (GO): protein binding
Source: RefSeq, a predicted model, not a curated record